Messenger RNA from Desarmillaria tabescens, 1148 nucleotides. RefSeq names its product Prephenate dehydratase-domain-containing protein. Gene Ontology annotation, molecular function: chorismate mutase activity; prephenate dehydratase activity. NCBI's taxonomy places the organism in Eukaryota, Fungi, Basidiomycota, Agaricomycetes, Agaricales, Physalacriaceae. Gene Ontology annotation, cellular component: cytoplasm. Gene Ontology annotation, biological process: L-phenylalanine biosynthetic process. Bases 31 to 888 code for a protein of 285 amino acids. The transcript is spliced from 5 exons. The record is from RefSeq and is a predicted model, not a curated record.
UUCGUGUUCGACCGUGACGAAGAAAGAGCGAUGGCGGACCUGCCGUUGCAGAACAAGCUAGCCGUGGCAUUUCUUGGCCCAUUAGGCACUUAUACGUACCAGGCCGCAUACGAAAAAUUUGGGAGUGACGUCGAAUAUAUUGAACAAAAUUCCAUUGCAGAGGUAUUUGACUCACUGUCUACUACAGUCGACAUAGGCAUAGUACCUCAAGAAAAUUCGAUUUUCGGGCCAGUUAUCGAGACGUACGAUUGCUUGCGCAAAGAUGACCCCGUCUUUGUCCGGGAUGAAAUUAUUCUGGCAAUUCAGCAUUGUCUAAUUGUUCGGAAGGGGGUCAAACUUUCUGAUAUCGAUUGUGUUAUGAGUCAUGAACAGGCUCUUGGACAAUGUCGGUUGUUCAUCGAGAAGCAUCUCCCACAUGCAUCACUCAAGAAGAUGCCGUCGACUUCAGCGGCGGCGAAAGCUCUUCUCUCGAGUCCUCUUUCUUAUGCGGCUAUAUGCUCAAAAGCGUGUUUGACCGUUUUUGACGGGCUUGACAUAUUGAAUGAAGGGAUCCAAGAUCAACACUCGAAUUUCACCCGUUUUUAUGUUGUGGCGAAACCCUCAAAUGGUGUGCCGUCACGGACAAAGCGGCGCACCCGAGCUCUUCUUCGUUUAUCGGUGGACGUAACAAAUAAAUCAGCCAGUAUUAUGACACUCUUGGCUGCCUUGAGGAUGGACUGCAUCUCGCGAAUAGAUCGUCGGCCGGCUCUCGACAACGCUACUUUUCAUGAUAUAUAUUUUGUAGAACUUGAUUCAUUAGGCCAAGACAUUUGGGAAAGUGAAGUAGAGCAUGCGCUUGAGCGAGUUAGACUGGCCGGUGGAACGGGGAAGCUUUUAGGUAUCUGGUAGAACGAUACAAAAAGAUCUUUCUAAUUUUUUAAAUAGUAGAAUACAUAUACCUGUGUAGUUACACCAUCAGCCUAGAUCAUCGUAACGGAACUGUACAAACUCAGUCUUCGAGGUUGGUCUCCUCAAUUAACGCUUUUGCGGUGGGGGACCGCGGCUCGAUCUGGCACUUGAAAGGAAGAGGAUGACUACAAACAACAUCGGUUCAUCAUUGUCAUCCAUAAACUUAAGCACCCAUACCUGAGAAUGGUUGAACUGUAAAG